Molecule: messenger RNA, 1368 nt
Organism: Solea solea (common sole)
Lineage: Eukaryota; Metazoa; Chordata; Actinopteri; Pleuronectiformes; Soleidae
Gene: styxl1
Product: serine/threonine/tyrosine interacting-like 1
Exons: 8
Coding region: 116-1009 (297 amino acids)
Biological process (GO): protein dephosphorylation; negative regulation of cytoplasmic stress granule assembly; positive regulation of intrinsic apoptotic signaling pathway
Cellular component (GO): mitochondrion
Molecular function (GO): protein phosphatase inhibitor activity; pseudophosphatase activity; protein phosphatase binding
Source: RefSeq, a predicted model, not a curated record
UCAUGCUCAUUUUCAGUAGUCGUACCUCUUUGCCCAGCAGGUCAAUAUAAAUAUACCAGUCAGUUGACUAUAUCUUGAGCUAAUUGUUUUUAUUGCUGUUUUUGUUGUUGCUGUGAUGACAUGCUUCCUGAUGUGUGAGCCAUCAGAGCUCUAUAAUCUCCUCAACAGGUGCAGGAGUGUGUCAAGACUGGCCGACAUCAACUACCUCUGUUUGAUUGACACUCGUGAAAGACAAGAUUACAACACGGGGCACAUCAUAACGGCUAAAAGUGCAAAAGUGGACUCAGAGGGUAAAUUCCUCCUGCCAGUGGCCGUGGAGGUCGACACUAUGCAGCACGUGGUGGUCUACGACAGCAACACCAGCUCUUUGCAGGAACAAGGCAGAGCCUUUGACUGUGCCCAGGUUCUGGCUGAAGCAAGUCUCUGUCCUGUCCACAUAGUGAGAGGAGGCUUUCAAAGAUUCACUGCUCUCUACCCUUUCUUGAGGACGGAGAAAAUAAUGUACACCAUCAUGGAGCUGGAAAACCUGAAGACAUAUCCGCUGGAGAUUAAAGCAGGACUGCUGUAUAUGGGUAACCUGAAACAUGGCACGGACUCCACGAUCAUCAGCGACCUGAAAAUCAGAGCCAUCGUCAACGUCUCACAGUGCGACAGCCUGGAGCCAACGCAGAAGAACCUGACCGUCCUUAACAUCCCUGUGGCUGAUUCAGUGGCGUCUGAUUUGUAUUCAAGUUUUGAAAGAAUUUGUAGUUUCAUUGAGUCACACAUCAAUGCGGGCUCUCGUGUCCUGGUGGUUUCCCAGCAGGGCAGGAGUCGCUGCAGUGCUGUGGUCAUUGCCUUCAACAUGCACCACUUCAAAUAUUCACUUAAGGAAAGUGGAGCCUGGAAAUAUAUGCUGAGAUGUAAACCUAACAUGAGGCCAAACACAGGGUUUCUACAGCAGCUUUCUGACUGGGAGCAGCACACCAUGGGAAAUACAAUGACGGAUAUAUCUGAACCAUAUUUUUAAACAAGGAACACAUUUAAAUAAUAUUAUAAAUAAAAGUAAUUAUAUCUGUAAAAUACUGUUAUUGAAGCACUCCUAUACUUUAGUUUGUAUAUGUGCAGUAAAGUGUGUUUAUAAUGAGGUAAACUAUCUAAUGCAGAGUGAUUUGCUUUGUAAUGAAAUGAGCUGCAUAAACAAACUUAGCUAGCUAUCAGAGUUGAAAUUACCUGAGAGAAGUAUGCUUUGACAACGACCACAUGGCGGAGUAGUGGGUAGCACUGUUCCUCACAGCAAGAAGGUCAUUGGUUUGAAUCCUGGUUAGGCCCAUGUCCUUUAAGUGUUUGCAUGUGGGUUUUCUUUUCUCAGGGUACUCCAGUUUCCUC